UGGCCUCCGAGGCCCCGCCCCGCGUCAGCCCUCCCGGAAGCGCCGGCUGAGCGUGUGCAUGGCGCGGGAGUCCUGCGCCUCCGAGACUGUCUCUGCCGCUGCUGUGCUCUUCGCCUGGGGUGCAAACAGCUAUGGGCAACUUGGCCUUGGCCAUAAGGAAGAUGUGUUUCUGCCCCAGCAACUGAGUGACUUCUGUCAAGCUGGGUGUAUCAAGAGUGUCACAGGAGGAGGAGGGCAUUCUGCAGUUGUCACAGAUGGAGGAGAUCUUUUUGUUUGUGGCCUGAAUAAAGAUGGGCAGUUGGGGCUUGGUCACACAGAGGAAGUUCUGCGUUUUACCAUCUGCAAGCCUCUCCGUGGUUGUCCCAUCCGACAGGUGGCCUGUGGCUGGGACUUCACCAUCAUGCUUACAGAAAAAGGUCAAGUUCUGUCCUGUGGAUCCAAUGCCUUUGGCCAGUUAGGUGUGCCUCACGGCCCUCGCAAAUGCGUGGUCCCCCAGGCCAUUGAGUGCCUGAGAGAGAAGGUUGUUUGUGUCGCUGCUGGACUGAGGCAUGCCUUAGCCACUACAGCGACUGGCAGUGUGUUCCAGUGGGGGACUGGCUUGGCAUCUUCUGGUCGACGCCUGUGCCCUGGGCAGAAUCUCCCACUGUUUUUGACAGCAAAGGAACCCAGCAGAGUGACAGAUACAGGAGAGCUGUACGUCUGGGGCCGUAACAAGCAUGGGCAGCUGGCCUCCCGCGCUGUGUUCCUUCCUCUGCCCCAGAGAAUAGAAGCACAUUACUUUCAGGAUGAAAAGGUCACUGCUGUCUGGAGUGGCUGGACACACCUGGUUGCUAAGACAGAAACUGGCAAGGUGUUUACCUGGGGUCGAGCAGACUAUGGUCAGCUAGGGAGGAGGUUGGAGCCUCCUGAAGCUCAGAAACCUGUAGAGCAAGACUCAUCGCUCGCCUUCCAGGGGCCACAGAACAGUGUGCCUUCACCUCUGCAUUGCCUGACAGGAGCAACAGAGAUUUCUUGUGGCUCGGAGCACAACUUGGCAGUAAUUAGUCUGACUCCUGGCUUCUGGAAGGGAAGCACUCUGUGCCUCCCUCCCCUUUCCUGCCUAGUCACAGCACCAUGGAUAGCACCUGACUCUCAGCAGAGCCUUAAGCACUCUUGUCCACACUAGACUGACAGCUGCCUAGGAUUGAAGUGGUUUGGGGCGAUGUUUGCUGGCCCCAGUGUCAUGUGCGCAGGGGUGAGAACCAAGGACGGCAGGGAAGAGAAGCUGCCGGCAGCAGUGGGGACCAGAAGAGCUGGAGCCAGAGAAAGAGCUAGAGCAGGUAUCGGCAAAGCUGCCUGCUUUGCAGCAGGAGCUCGUAUUUUACACAGGAACUGCUGUGGUCCAGCUGUAAUUAAGAUGAGCUAAUGAGAGAAUCUAAGGCUGCCCUUUAGAGAAUCUGUUGCAGCUGCCAUUGCUGGAUGGAAGGAGGUAGUUACCCCUGAGACCAGCGUGGACACAAAGGUUGAAGGGAAUCUAUACAAUCUUACACGCGUUCGCGCGACCGGCCAGGAAAGACGCAGCAAACCGGAAUCUUCUGCGGCAAAGCUUUAUUGCUUACAUCUUCAGGAGCCAGAGUGCAAGAGAGCAAGAGCUCUAUUGCUUACAUCUUUAGGAGCCAGAGCGCAAGAGCGCAAGAGAGAGAAAAAGAAAGCAAGAAAAAGAACAAGAACAAGAAAGCAAGAGAGAGAAUGGCAAAACCCCGUCCCUUUUAAGGAGAAUUAUCCUCCGCCUAGGACGUAUUACUCCCUGAUUGGCUGCAGCCCAUCGGCUCAGUUGUCAUCACGGGAAAGGCAGAACACAUGGCGGGAAAACUGCCCCUGCACGUGUGCAGAUUAUGUUUACCACUUAGAACACAGCUGUCAGCGCCAUCUUAUAAUGGCAAAUGUGAGGGCGGCUCCCAACAAUACAAGAAGCACACAACUCAGCCACAAGAGAGGGCCCAAGCAACCAGAGCUGGAAGCUGACCAGCAGAGGCAGCCUGGGACCUGGAAAGAGAAGAGUCGCCGGCAGACCCAUUCAAACCAGCCCCAUUUCUGCCAGAACCCCAUUUCCCUCCUCAUCCAUACAAUGGGGUGAUAAUCCUAAACACGGGACCAUUGUGCACAUUAGGUGAGAUAAACUUCACAAGUUGCCUCUUGUGCAUAAUUUUUUUUGUUUCUGAUUUACCUAGGCAUGGGAAGUGGUAGCGAAUUGUUCUAGUGAAGUAUUUCUUUGUUGAGAGAGUGACAUGACGAUCUUUUGGGAAAGAGGUGUGCCAUGUUAUCUGGAUGGGGCUGUGAGAGUCAGUGGGGGGAAAGUGGACAAGAGUUUGUGUGUUUUGAAAUCAGACAUGGAGCUGGCGACAGUGCUUAGAGGUAGAGCGCAUGCCUCACAUGGAUGAGGCUCAGGACCAUGCGCAAUAAGAUAUAAAUAUGAGUAAAUACAUAAUUAAGCUGGGUAUAAUGGUACAUGCCUAUAAUCCCAGCACGUGGGAGCCUGAGACAGUGAGAUCACUGUGAGUUAGAGGCCAACUUGGUUUACAUAGCAAUGACCAAGCUGACCAGGGCUAUAUAUUGAGACCCUGUUCCAACCCACUAAAAAUAAAUGAAACAAUAAACAAAAAAGCAAGUGUAAUUUUAAAUUAUUUAUUCAUUUGUUCUGUGUACGUAGAUGGACCUUUGUAAGUUUAUAUUCACCAUGCGCAUGAAGGUACCAAAAGGUCAGAGGGCAUCAGAACCCCCGAGGCCCCCAAUGUGGGUGCUAGAUACUGAGGUCACAUCCUCUCCAGCCCCACAAAUGUAAUCUUCAUUGUGUCCUUCCUGCCCAGGCUCGGUGCAUUGAACAGAGAGCCCAGGAUCAGAACUGGUAGGCCCACAGUGUUCUCAGAUGGCCACCUGCUUGGGAGCUGAGACUCAGAGGUGCUGUGGAGUAACAGUCCCCGCAGGGAGCCCUGCAGAGUGCAUGCUUUGCAGGAAGAAGUAGCAGGAAGCUGCUGCCUGGUCACCCUGGCAGGGGGCUAGCAAGGCAUGCUGGACAGGAGCCCUAGCAGCCUGGGUCCCUGCUGCUCCUCCUCCAAGCCCACUGUCAUCCUGUAUCAGAGAUUCCUGCCUUCAGCCCACCCCAAGCCCAGCACCACUACCUGGCACUGUAUUCCAUGCAUGAUAGACUUGCAGUACUUCCAGAGUCGGCUGGAAUGGAAUAGAAAGAAACCAGACUUUGCUCAUGGACAGGAGCCUUAAUGGCUAACAAAUGUGUACCAGAUCACACAGCCAGGAGAGAGAAGUGAGGCAGAGAAGGGCGAGGGGAUGGCAUGAGGGGUUUACUCUGUCUUAGGGGAGUGAACAACACAACUCCACAGGGUGCGUGUGUUCUAACCACUAUGGACCGAUGAUAGUCAGAGGCAAGGUGGGUUAAACAGGUUGCUCAUAGGAGGGAGGGGUUAUAAUUGACUAUAAGGGAGACUCAGGCCCCCUGAGAGCCAUCAUGACUGAAGAAAAAUGUGUCUCCAUCCGGGAUGUCCGUGUCCUGGGCAAAGUCCGCAUGUAGCCGUAGAGGCCGUGAUAAGAUGAAUCCUGACCCUGUCUGGGAUCUGGGUGUCUCAGCAGCCCUUGGGAGAGGGCCGAUCCAAAUUUGUUCUGAGUCAGAAUUCUGCUACCCACUUCCCAGAAAGGGGCCCAGUUUCUGCCCGUGUAGCCCAGGGCAGGCCUCUUGGCCUUCACUUUCAGCUUCCUCCAGAAAAAAAAGAGUUGCUGACUUUAUCUGCAUCUGGGUUCCCGUCCUCCUUUGGCAGUCUGGGGGAGCUCUUCCCUUUAGUUUCCCAAUUAAGUCGUUCUUGGCAUGGCUGGUGCUUGCCACCAGGCCCCCUGUGGUGAGACAGGAUGGCAGGUGGUGUGAGUUCCUGCCUGGGAGGGACCGCUAGAUCUCUAGCCCUGCAGGUGCUUAGAUGACAGCUAAGGGGAGAGAUGAGGCCAUUGGCCGUAAGUGGGUUGCCCACUCAGCCGCCUGAUUCCUGCUGCUCCGCUGCCCUGCCGAGCUGGAUUCCCGCUCUGUAACCUUGCCAACACAGUGCCCACCCCAGAAGUGGGUCUUCCUGAGUGUCGUAGGCGUGCCAGGAUCCUGCCUGCUCUGUGUCUGCGCACCAUAGGUACCCUGUGCCCACUCACCUGGCUUAUUUAUCGCUUCUCCAUUUCUUUUUAUCCAGGGUUUCCCUCCGUAGCUUCCAUUACAGGCACUGUCGGCAGGGAUGAGCAAGGUCACAUGACCACGCUGCUCAGGAGACCCUUGCUAGGAAGGUGGCUCAGUGAGCCGAGGGCCAGCCGUUUGUUCUAGUCGCUUGCUUGUAUUCUUUCUAUUCGACAAAAGCAACUUGAGGAAAGCAGGGUUUACUUGGCUCACCGUUCCAGGGUGACAAUCCGUCAUGGCAGGAAGGGACAGCAGCCAGAAAGGAAGGGCAGCUGUUCGCAUUGUGCAUAGGAAGCAGAGACUGCCAAACACUCGGGCUCAGCUAAUUUCUUCCCUUUCAUUAUGUCUGAGACCUCAGCCCAGGAAAUUGUACCACCCACUUCCAGGGGGAGUGUGCCCACCUCACUUAACCUAAUCUAGACAAUCCCUCAUAGACACACCCCCGAGGUCUGUUUCCAUGGUGACUCUAAAUUCCAUCAAGUUGAUAGUCAAGAGUAACCAUUGUCUCUUGUGCUUGUUGGCCAGCCAGCCUUGUCUGUUCAGGGGCAGGGACAGACAUUGUCAGAACAAAACAACACCCAGCUCCUGGGGAUGGAUAUUUGAAGUUGUCUUUGGCCUUUACACAUAUGUGCAUGCAGAGGAACACAUACGGACAUAUGCAUACAUGAAAAGAAGUGGAGGCGGGUGGGCAGGCGGGCAGGCAGGAAGAGCUGGCUGCAUUGUCUUUCUCCACACUCCACGCAGACCCUAUGAAAGGACAUUAUUGGUGGUUGCAUUCUGGAGCACAGGGCUUGCCAGACAGCCUUUGUUAAGUAAUUGUACUUUGGCAGGAAGCAUGGUCCCCACUUUCCCAGGCAAAGCCAGUUCUUGUACCAAAUUGAAAUGAUAGUCUAUGCAUCACUUUACGGUGCUUUCCGGCGGACGAACCCUUGAACCUUUGUUAGAUGUAUCGGGGAAGCAUUUGACCUUGGCCCGACACCCAUCCAACAGGGCCCUGUCAGAACCUAAUAGAGGAAAGAAUGUAAUAGAGAAGAAUUACUUUUUAAUUUGUAUUUUAUGGCACUAGCAAUGACACCUUUGAACCCCAGGGCUUUGCAGAGUGCUCUGAGGCAUGAUCAAGCUUGCUGCUCCUCUGCAGAGUGUGAUAGGCAGGCUGUAAAUGUCGUCUCUGAUAUGCAUUUGAUCUUCAUUGCUAAGUGAUGAGGCAGCACCGCCUUGGACAUUGUUAUGUCACUGUGGAGAAGGACACAUUCCAGAAGUUAUUACACAAAAAUUUAUUUUAAUUUUGCAAUGUAUUACCAGAUUCACAUCUCAAGCAUGAAAAGAUGUUUUUAUUCCAACCAGCGAUAUGUAACAGUGCUUUUUUUUUUUUUUUUUCCCUCAGUGUCCCUAGUAGAGGGUUGUAAAGGUUUGGAUUUUUGCUGGUCUGAUGUGACAGUUGAACAAAUAUUCAAGGUGGCUUUCAAAUUAAUUUGUGUUUUCUUUUGAGACAGAGUCUCUCUACAAAGUCCUGGCUGUUCUGGAACUCACUGCAUAGAUCAGGCUAGCCUUGAACUCACAGAGAUAGAGGUGCCUACCUCUGCUUCCUGAGUUCUAGCAUUUAAAGAUGUCCAUCACUAUCCCAGAAAAAAAUUUUUAACUUUAUGUCUAUGAAUGUCUUGCCUAAACAUAUGUUUGUGUACCACGGGCUUGCUUGGUGUCCCUGGAGCUCAAAAGAGUGUGUUGGAACCUCUGAAACUGGAGUUAUAGAAGGUUGUUGAGUGUCCUGUAGGUGCCAGGGAUCGAACUCAGGUCCUCUGUAAGAGCAUACAGCACUCUGAACCACUGAGCCCUUUUCAUUACUUUUGUACUUGAAGCAUAACUGUUACAGACUGGCAAGAUGGCUCAGUGGGUAUAGGCACUUACCUCUAAGUCUGACAGGCUGAGUUUCAGACCCGUGACUGACUUUGAGCUCCAGAGAACUGACAGCUGUACAUUGUCCUCUGACCUCCACAGGUGGUGUACACACACACACACACACACACACACACACCACAUAAAUGGAUGUAACGUUUGUGAUGGGUAAUCUUGGUCAUCAGCCUGGUUGGGUUGGGGAGUAAACAAGCAAAUGCCAAGACAACUGGCAUUGACCCAAGUGAGAAGGCCUCAGCUGACUGACUGUGAGGCGUCUCCAGAGAUAAUUAGACCUAGGGGGUUUUGACCUCAUGAAUGGUUGUGUCCAUUAACAGAUUCAGGAGGUGAUGACCUGUGAGUGAUGAGGCCAGCUUAGAGGAAGUGGUGUCUUGAAUGGGCUCUUAGGGGCGAGGUACUGCCCUAACUACUUUCCUGUCACUGUCCAACCUGCUUCCUGUCGGCCAUGAUGUGAGCUGCUUUCCUGUGCCCUUCUUGACCCAAGGACUGAAGCCUCAGAGAUCAGGAAGAAAACAAAUUCUUCUUUUAAAUUAUGUGUUGGGUCACAGCACUGAUAGAACCUAUAGAACAUAUGUAACAUGUUUCAAUCCUGAUUAGUGACUUUUCACACAAGCAGGCACCUGUGAAACUGCCAUCCAACAUUUCCAGCACCUCAAAGGGUGACCUCAUGCCCCACAGCCAGUCAAGAAUUCUGUCUUCUUCUGUCUCUAAAGAUGUUAUUUGUCUGUUUGAACGCCAUCUAAAGGAAGAGUGUGCUGCUGCUCUUUGACUUUUAACCAGCACAUUGUGUCUCGGAGAAUUAUUCAUGCUGUGGACAGCAACAGCUCUUUUUUGGUUGCUUGGUUAAUAUUCCUCUCUGUGGUUUUAUCACGUCAUAUUUAUCCAUGUAACUCUUGGUGAACAUUUGAAUUUCUUUCCUAGGGAUUGUGAGGAAAGCUGUUGUGAAUAGCUCAGAGAUGUCUCUUGCACGUGUGACUAAGAAGAACAUCUGCAGAUCAUGUGUUUAGUCAUAGAUUCUGUGGUGUUGGGGUGAACAUGGCCUCCAUAGGCUCUUAUGUUUGAAUGCUUGUCCCUAGCUGAUGGAACUGUUUGGGAAGGAUUAGGAGGUGUGGCCUUUUUGGAGGAGGUUUUGAGGUUUCAAAAUCCCAAUUCAUUUCGGUUAGCUUUCUGUCUGCCUCAUGGUGGUUGUCUCAGCAUGUGCGCUGUCAGUGACUGCUCCAGUGCUAUACCUGCCUGCUGUGUGCUCUGCUCCCUGUCAUUCUGCAUGCUCUGCUCCCUGCCAUUCUGCAUGCUCUGCUCCCUGCCAUUCUGCAUGCUCUGCUCCCUGCCAUUCUGCAUGCUCUGCUCCCUGCCUGCUGCAUGCUCUGCUCCCUGCCUGCUGCAUGCUCUGCUCCCUGCCAUUCUGCAUGCUCUGCUCCCUGCCAUUCUGCGUGCUCUGCUCCCUGCCAUUCUGCAUGCUCUGCUCCCUGCCUGCUGCAUGCUCUGCUCCCUGCCAUUCUGCAUGCUCUGCUCCCUGCCUGCUGCAUGCUCUGCUCCCUGCCAUUCUGCAUGCUCUGCUCCCUGCCAUUCUGCAUGCUCUGCUCCCUGCCUGCUGCAUGCUCUGCUCCCUGCCAUUCUGCAUGCUCUGCUCCCUGCCUGCUGCAUGCUCUGCUCCCUGCCAUUCUGCAUGCUCUGCUCCCUGCCAUUCAGCAUGCUCUGCUCCCUGCCUGCCUCAAUGGUCAUGGACUCACUCUCUGGAACUUCAAAGUCCCAGAAUUACUUUAUUUUAUGUUACCUUGGUCAUGGUGUCUCUUCAUUGCCGUAUAACAAGUAGCUAAGACAAUGCAGUUUAAGCAUUUUCUAAAGCGUCUUCUUCAUAAAGUUCAGAGCCUCCAGUCCAAAGGUGUUAAGUCUCUGCCCAAUUUUACAGUGGCUUUGUCUGGAUGUCCCUGCUGAUCUGUGGCUUACAGAGUACAUCCUUAAUGGAAAAAUUGCAUUGCAAACAUCUUUUUUCAGCCUUUUUGCUAUCUUCACAUAUUUUGGUGAGUAAAUGUACUCUAUCUUAGGGAAGUCCAGAUUACCAGUCUCUUAAUGCUUUGAGGUAUUGGUACCCGGUUUAAGACACUUGACCUACUCUAAGGUCAUGAAAUUUCUUGUCUGUGUUUUCUACAUGAACGUUUGUUUGAACUAAAAAUCCAUCUCAAAUUCAUUCAAAAAACAUUGCUUCAGAGCUGUCUAUUAAGAAGUCUAAUCUUUCCCUACUGAACUGCAGAGACCCCUGAGCUAAAGGUCAAGAGACUGCAAAUAUGUAUGUGUGUGCUCUGAGACGAUUCUUUCUUACUUAUUAGUUUGUUUUAUAAGCCCUCCUACUCUAUUCUCCACAAAGAUUAUCGUGCUGUUCCAGCACUCGGUUGACUGAGGCAGAGAGGAUCAAUAAUUGGAGGGUAACCUGGGGUACAUAGCAAGACCCUGUCUCAACAGACACACACACACACACACACACACACACACACACACACACACACACACACACAGUGUCCCUUUUACUUUCUGUCAUCUUAGUUAUUAUAAGUGAGUUCAGCAUCCUUCCCUAUGGAGGCCAUCGACGUUUCCUCACACAAAAGGUUUGUUUCAUCCCUGUAUUGGUUUUUCACUGCUGUUGUAAUAAGUUACUUCAAAAUUAGUGCUUUAAAAUAACACGUACACAUUGUCUUAAGGCUGAAGUCAGCAGUCGUGAUAGACCUCUGGGCUAAAGGCAGGGUAGUGAUUUCUUCCUUUCUUUUUUGGUAGCUCUAGAGUGAACCCUUCACCCUUCCCACCUCCCACAAACUGCCCAUGUUCUGUUCUGUUCUGUUCUGUUCUGUUCAGAAGUGACUUGCACCCCUUUGUUUGCAAAGCCAGCAGUGGCUGUUGGACGUAUCCCCUAUGGUUUUUCUGACCCUGACUCUUUCAUCCCUUCUGGUCCCCAUUUAGCCUCAUGAUUAUAUUGGACCCACUUGGAUAAUUUAGCACCAUCUUUUAUGGUAAUAUCCACUAAUUGGUUCCCUUCAUCUGCUCAUUCAGCUAUCCUUGGUCAUCUAACCCUAGAUUCUCAGGCUGCAGGACCCAGCAACCUGGGUUGGCCAGUGUUAUUCCUAUCAUGAUAUUCUAUCCCUCUGUUACAGAGUCUAAAUGGCCAUGAUCCCCCACUUCCCACAGUUAACUUUAGUAUGGGCAUCUAGACACAACCUCAGUGUUGUUAUUCAAGUACUUUUAUUUAAAGACAGGGUCUCUUGUUAGCCUGGAAUUUGCCAAAUAGGUUAGGCUGCCUGCCCACCAAACUCAGGGAUCUGCCUGUCUCCACGUCCCAAGAGCUGUGACUACAAACAUGCACCCCCAUGCCUCGCUUUCUACAUGUGGCCUCUAAUGACUGAACUCACCUCCUUCGAAGACUGAACUACCUCUCUGUCCCUGUGCUUUUUAUCUUCCUCUUCUUUUAAUAUGUAAGCCGCUGAUCCAUUUGGAAUCUAUCCUAGUUUAGAAUGUCAGGUGUGGAUUCAACUUCAUUAUUCUCCAGAUGGCUCCUCAAUUAUCUCAAUACUGUUGAUCAAAGUCUUUGGCUGACUUCCUGACUCCUGCUGCUACCAGAGGAGCCCUAGGGCUCAAAGAGAGGAAGGGACUUCCCCAGCUUGCCCGAGGAUGAGGAUAACAAGUUCUGUUCAGUCAGGGAGUCCGCAGCCUGGUGGCUGCUUCUCAAGGGGCUCCUGGGGCUGUGUGCAGGCAGAGGGGCCACUAACAGAGCUUCCUUUGGGCCUGGUGCCCAAUGCCCUGCUCUGAUCCUGUCUCACACCGCUCUGGAAUUGAUAGAUUUGUUUCCUGUCUCACCUGGUGGCUUGGGUGCCACAUUUUUCUCUCCACCAAGCAAAAACAUGACUGAAGUUUCCUCAUCUGGAAGAGGUGUUAAACUGUUCCCCCCCCCCCUUGUUUGUUUUUCUGCUCUUUUUCCUGUAGAAGAGUUUAUAUCUCUUCACAGGAAUCAUUCUAAAUGAUGUGGCAAGGUGAGGCUGCCAGGCUGUAGAAAAGGCCCUCGUACUUGCUAAAUUACUGUCAGGUUGGCCAUUUUUAGCACAAAGGUGACUAUGACAUUUUUUGUAUAUUUCUCUGGUUCUUCUAGAGUCGUUUAGGGUAGCAGAAGUGGCAGCUGUGACCCUCUGCACUUACAGACACAGAAGACAAUGGGAGCUUUGAGAGGCUGAAUCUAAUAACCAAGGGGAAUUCAAGGCAAAAAUGGAAGAAUUGGAGUAAAUCAGAAUCCUUCUGCUGUGCCAGGGCUGAACUCUGCCCCCAGCAGUAGCCGGCGCCCUAGCCCCGGGCACUUAGUUAUUUGGACAAGAUGAUUUCUGAAGUCGUCCGCACCUCUCAGCAUCUGUCCUUGUGGCUGUGACCUGUGCCAAAAUGAUAAAACUGAGCAGGGCACACACAUCCCUCGAAUGCUUUUAAAUAGUGACUGAGUAGUAUAACCGUUCCGUUCUUUGGUUUACUCGUUGCUGAUAAUGUGAGGCAGGGCAUUCUGGAUACCAUGGAGAGAGAUGGUAGCAGGGUGUCUUGGAGAGCUCGUGUUUAAUAGAAAGAGCGUUGGAUGGGAGGGAUCUGACAGGUGCUUUGCUUGUAGAUACUGAAGGGCUAGAUACUGGGUGAGGGAGUAUGAAGCAGACAAGGAUGGGAAGGAGAGGAAGAGCGAUCAGUUUUGGAAAUUCCUGAGAGAGAGGCAGGCCUUGGGUGACUGAAGAAAUGGAGCAGCAUUCUACUUAAAGCUGGGUGAGAGCAAGGCCAGGAAGGCUUUAAAUAAAGUGGGAGUCAGGGCUGAGGGACAAGGGGUGGUUGCCAAGACAGUUUACUGUUCCAUGGGGCUAAGUCCUCAACCACAUUGACUUUACUGCACAGAUAGAGUGGAGCCGAGACACAAAAUGCUUCAGAAGCCGAUGAGUAUACAAAAUAAAAAAAUACUUUGUAAAGGACAGUCUUUCUUACAGAGCAGACAUGCAGCAAGAGUGGUUGAGUGACUGCUAAAUGCUGGCACCACUCUGGGUCUCCUGCACGUAUUGGUACAGCUAGCUAUCACUUGAGGGCUGGGGAUGUAGCUCGGUCCUACAGCCUUUGCCUAGAAGGCAUGAAACCCUGGGUUUCAUCCCCUCCCCAUCCUGACAGGAAGUAGAUAAGUGUAUCUAAAUCAAGACUUGGGAGUGGUGCGUGCGUGCCUGCGUGCGUGCCUGCGUGCGUGUGUGCGUGUGCGUGUGCGUGUGUGUGUGUGUGUGUGUGUGUGUGUGUAUUCCCACUAACACUCACCGACUCUGUGAGCGUGCUCUUCUCAUCAUUGUGUGACCCCUGUGAAGAUCAAACUUGGUGCUUACUCAGCCUCCCAAGCUUGAGCUUUGAGUCUGUGAGGCAGAAGAAAGCAACAGCAGAACCGUCCUUACCAACAGCUCUUGUCUGGAUGGUUGAGACCAGGCUCUGUCUCUCUGUCACGUAGGCUCAGCUCUUCAAGGACCAGUUGUGUAUAGCCACUGGGCAGCUUUGACUGUGGCUACAUAAUACAGCCAGUGAGUCCGACCUUGGGCACAGUCUAGGGGCACACACAUCUCCUGGGGACACCUGGACUCACCCUGUACCUGCUGCUCCUGCUGCCCUUUGCUUCUGUGGAGUCCGCUGUGUCUUCUGUGGGUGCCUACAGCUCUUUCUGGGAAGCUGCUGUGAUCAUUGAGCCAGAUGCACUGACUGAGGAGACCUUCCAUGGCAUUCCAUUUGCCCAUUUGGCUGCUCCUGGAUUUCUACACUAGUUAAGAGACUGGGCCAUACAGUGGCAGAGCCCGGGCUGAGACCUGGGUACCAGACAAGUCGUUACUGUGGCCGGAUGACCUUCUCCUCCUCCUUUUCUCUGUGUCUUCAGUAACUUGGCCUUUUGUGUAAAGUAGAGGGAACUAAGGUCCCAGGAAGAUAAUGGCAGAGUGGAUUAUUGACCCUCAAAUAUUAGCCGAGCCAUAGCGAUAGUAACAUAGCAACAGCGUACGUGACUGGUCCAUGUUUGCCUUAACCCACUUUAUAUGUUAUUGAUUAUUUAUAGUAAUAGUAAUGUGGGUACUGUCAUACAGAUUUCACAGACAGGCACAAGAAAGAGAAGGCAAAGAAAGGAGAGCAUUGCCCUACAUAGUCUAAUGUAAGGAGUUUGAAAUCCAAGAUAGUUGAUUUAGAAUUCUUAUUCAUUCAUCUAUAGAUAAGAACUGCACACGGGUCUGUUGCUUUUGCUGUUUAAAAGCUCUAUUUCAGCCCCAUUCUGUGAAGUUACAGGAAGAUAACAUUUUGCCUACUCUGAUACCAGAGUAGCGGGAAGAUUUAUGGCUCAUGAAAUGACUAAUCAGGACCUACACAGGGGGUGACAUGGAAGCUGAGGUUAAACAGACUAGCCUCAAUGGGGGAUAAACUCAGAGCAGCCCUAGCAUGUGGUCAACAUGUACUAGGGGGACCCAAGCAUGUGGUCCCAGCCCUAGCCACCAAGAGGCUGGCAGAGGAGAGGGUGGGCUUAUGGCUUCUGCUGCCUUUGGUUUGUCAGUGGGACAGGUAGUCUGGACUAAACACCAUCAGCCAAAUGGUCCCAAAGACGAGGUUUCUGGGGAAGGUAGGGGUGGUGUGGUUCUUAGUGUUUUAGGUUCUAGCAUCAGAACCAUGUACCCAUGCUGCAGGAUGACCUUUGUCCAUUCCAGAGAGAGCCCACAAAGAGCGGGUGGCCAUGCUUUCUUUGGUAAUAUUGGGUGUAUAGAACUAAAGUUGAUCGGAGCUGGAAAGGCCAUCAAAGGCCGUCUCUGUCCACCCCCACCUAUACCAAAGUGUCCAAGACUUAGAGGGUUCAGUGCUAUGAUCCAGAGGUGAGCCAGCCAGAGCAGAAGCCCAGGCACACCAAGAAAGCAAAUCUCCUACCACUCUACCCAGGACCUUUGCUUCCAGCUGUGCAUUCUUAGGAGGGAGUGUCUGUAACAGCUGCUCGCCCUCCGGGGAAGGUCACCUUUUCCCUUUGCAGCAUUAUUGAUAACCUGUUGAUCUUAUCUGGCCACCUCUGCCUCCGAAUCGCUUUAUACAGUAGGCUUUAAAACAACUUAUAUUUUCUGUGUAUGAGUGUUUGUAUGCAUGUAUGUAUACAUACCAUAUGUGUGCCUUGUGUUCGCAGAGACUAACAGAGGGCAUCAAGUCCCCUGGAACUGGAGUUACAGGUGGCUGUGAGCUGCCAUGUAGUCACUUUGGGGAUUUGGACCUGGGUUAUCUGGAAAGGCAGCCAUCUCUCCAGCCUCACAUUGGUUUCUGGUUUCAACAUUAUAAAAUGUUUAAGAAUGGCUAGAAAUGAAUGAUGCUGGAUUUGCAUAAAUAUAAAUAGAAUAUCAUUGUAAUCAAUAUUCUCUAAUAAUUAUCAAACGAAUGUAAUGUGGAGAUACGGUUCUGUAAGUUUUUAGUGAAUUUACACUAUUUACAAGAGUUGCUUUGCCUAGGCUCCGUGAGACCUUGUCUCAAACAACACUUACUUUGAGUGCAUUACAACCCCCCUUGAGCUGUUUCCCUGUCGAUCAGGAGGCUGAGACUACUGAAGCGCAUCAUGAUGGUUGACUAGCACAGAAAGGGCCGAGCUCAGUUCCUGACCCACAGCGGCCCCAGUACAGGAGAUCUCUCUCGUUUCACACCCGCUUGACGAAAGCUUGAGGCCGUUGAUUGUUAACCAUCUAAGAGGCUCGAUCAAUGGAGAACUGUUCUUCAGGGCUGAGGGUGUAUUAGCCAAGGUUCCAUCAGAGGAGCAGACUCGGUGUAAGUGAAAGAGUUCAGGGUGAGGGCUGGUCUCUCCAGCUGUGGGGACUGCGCAUUUGUCCUUCUGGCUUACUGUCAGGAAGGACAGGUGCUAAGAAACAGUGGGGCGGGAGCUGAGCUGCGUGGACAAGAUGAACUGCUCGGGAAACACCCUUCAUACGGCCAAGGGACGACACCAGUUUCCUAUACACGGAGCCACCUGAUGGUCUUAACUACAUCUGCACAACACCAUCCCAGCAACAAGACGGCCCGUGGUUGUUUGGAUAAGCAGGUAUAGGCUGGAGAGUAAACCGGAUCAUCACAUGGCCUGUGUUUUAGGAAAAGCAGUCUAGUGGCAGCAUGAAAGCCAAGCUGGUGGUGAAGGGGUUAGAAACAGAAGGGUGGGAGGAGACUGGGUGGUUUCCUCACUGCUGGGGCAGUGUGGUGAGAUGCCACUGAUAAUGUUAGAGCAGCAUGUCUGACAGGCACUUUGUUUUUUAACCACUGUAGCCCAUCAUGGUGGGGAAGUCACAGCAGCAGGGGCUGGUCACAUGACAUCCACAGUCAAGAAGCAGAAAAGGAUGAACCAUGCCGUUAUUUAGCUUUCUUUCCCCAUCCAUUCAGUCCAGGGUCCUGACUAGAGAAUGGCACCACCCACAGUGGACAGUCCAGGUCCUAGCCAGAGAAUGGCACCACCCACAGUGGACAGGGCUCUCGACCUCCAUUAGCACAAUCAGGACAAUCCCCCAAAGGCCCAUCUCUCAGGUGAGUCUAGAUUCUGCCAAGCUAACAACACUGAUCAUCACAUAGUCCCUCCUGGUAGACGUUUUUUCUAGAUAUCAAGACGCCCUUUGCAUGAAGGGCCUCACUAGGAGUCCUUAUACACAAAGCCUCUUCCUGAGAGGGAACCAAAAUGGAGAGAUUAGUUCCUUCAGGGAUGAUUGACAGCUGCAGUGGUGGCUCCCUGUUUCAGUACAGUCAGACUGCGGGGGGACAAAGUACUUUCUGCACUCCUCCUUCCCAAGCUCAGGCUCCUCUCGCCCCGUCUGCAGUAACAGAGACUUAGUGCCCAGGGAGAACCUUGCUGAGUGCCAGGCAGUGUGCUGGCACCUUUGUCAUACUGGUGACAGAAAGGGGUGGCAGCUAACAUUCAUGUUUCCCUUCAUAUCAGGCACCAUGCAAGUAGGACUUUUCUGUCAUUUGGAUUCUCUAAUUGAAUCAUCGAGGCAAUUUUGAACUGUUAUCUACGUUUAUCUACUUGUAAGUGGGAGAUCAUGGCAGAGAAGCAACUUGCCUCCUGGCUGCACAAUUAGUCGCUAUAGAGUUAGUGGCUAUCAACAGAUUGGAGAAAUGUUCUGAUUCCGAAGCCCAAGGUUCAAGGCCCCAUGGUGCCUUCUUCUGCUCUAUCUAUAACCUGAGUUUUAGAGAAGGCAGGGCCACCUGUCCCAGCGUGCCAGUUAAACAGCAAGUUUAAUGACGGAAGGUGGGGAAAGGAGACUUAAUCAGCAUGGCCAUGUUUGAAAGAGAAACAGGAGCCCCAGGGACCCACAAGCCCUCCAUGGUCUCUGCUUCAUGCUUGAGUUCCUGCCCUGCCUUUCCUCAGUGAUAGAUUAUGACGUGGAAGUAUAAGCCAAAUAUGUCCUUUCCCUCCCAUAAAUUUCUUUCGGCUAGCGUGGUUUAUCACAGCAGCAGAAAGUAAGCUAGGACAGUGUGCAUUAUGCAUGUGCAUGGAUGUAUUUUUGCAUGUAUGUGAAUGCAUGGAUAUAUUUUAUAUGUAUGUGGAUGCAUGGAUGUAUUUUUGCAUGUAUGUGGAGGCCUGAAGUUGUCAGGGAGAGUCUUCCUUGAUCACUCUCAACUUAAUUCUUUGACACAGAGUCUAAACCCAGGGCUCACUACCCAGAAGAGUCAUUUAGUCAGCUUGCUCUGAGCAUCUGUCUCUACCUUCCAAGCACUAGAAUUACAGAUGAGCUGCUAGCCCCACCUGGCACUCACACGGGCUCUGGGAAUCCAAACCGUGGUCCUCAUGCCUGUACAGCAAGCUCUUUAUCCCCUGAGCCAUCUCUCUGGUUCCCAGACCCCACAGUUGUCAUCUCCUUUGGCUCCUGGCUCUGAGCACCUUGGGUAGGUGGGUGUGAUGAGAGGUGCAACAGCCCGGUUCUAGGGUACAAAAGCAGAGAGCUCCGCACACAUUUGGAAUUACAGCUCCAGUUUACAUCCGGUCCUUCCUCCUUUCUGUGUAAGCAUGGGCUGAGGGAUUGUCCCGCUUCUCUGAAGACACAGAGCCCUGCUUUCUGGUCCUGUCCUCUUCCCAUCAGUGUCCAGCAGUCACCUUGGAUACCAUCAGCGUCGAGGACGUCUGUGAUCAUGUGCAAAUGAGAAGUGACACUCUUCUUCGACAGCAUCUUACUGAGCUCCUUUAGCUCUCAACUUUUGAGUGAGGACUUCUUCCAUUCGUACCCUGCCUCUAUGCACAGUAUGGCAGACUUCACAAAUCUGAGGGUCACCUCAGUAAGUACCACCACACCCCAUCAGCUUGUCCUCUCUCUUCUCAAGAGGCAUGGUGCUCACACAGGACCCCUGUGGCCACACUGUGACCAUGGGUGCAUGAACUCUGCAGAGGCUCCGUACUCUUGCAUCUCAGACGAAGCUGCUUAGACUGUUUCUAUUGAGACUCCCUUCACACCUGAGACGUUUUCGUGUGCCCCUUGGCAUCUAAGUCUGUAAAGUAGGCAUCAGACAUUUAUUGAUGAAGGUAAAGAAGCUUAAAAUAAGUUAAAAUAGCUCUUUGGUACAUAGGUAACUUCAUAUUUAUUAACCAUAGAAGCUACAUGGAGUACUAAUGGGGUGGACCUGCUCGUAUAUUUCUAUGAGAAGAAUUACGUCUCGGCUGAGUCUUGGUGUUGCAGGACGUAGCAUCCUCAUCGUUUUUCAGAGUUGGUCCGUGUUUUUAUCUUAUAACUGUCAAUGCUAAGAAUGGCUCUUCACAUAAUUACAUAAAACAAGGCAGCAGAAACAUGGUCAGGGCCAUUUCCGACAUUUAAAAAAUCCUAUCCUAAUUCUGAGUAAACCCAAAUCCAUUUAACUUAAAAAAAAAAAAAUGGAACGCUAAUGACAGUUUUUUAAAUCCUACAUUCUAACUCAGUAAAAUCCAAAGACAUACUAAUUUUAUGCUUACAUACUUAGAAAUGACAGUAGGAAAAUAUUAGAAACCAUUACCUUUUUAUAAAAGCAGAGAACGUAGUGUUCACAGUGAAUGCACUACAGUUGAUAAUAUGAUCUUGAAUCUUCGCUGCGGUGUUUUGGGCCUAAUCCGUUGGUACCGGACACUGACAGCAUGCACGGUGCAGAGCAUGCCUGUUGUGUGCUCAGAACCAAGGAGACGGUGAAGUCCCUUGAUGCUACACAGGAGCACACUGCCGGAAACAACUCAUAGCCAUUGUGAGUUUGACAUUGAAUUAAUUUUUGGUCAUUGUGUGCUCAUAAAGUUUUUAUUGUUGCCAAAUUUUUGUAAUGCCCACAUUUAGUUACCUGGCUCAUAGUGUAAGGAGUUGUCUUGGAGAAGAGGGCCCACUGACAUGGCAUAGUAAUGUCACCUUAUUUCUUCCUUGCAACAACUCUCUGGUAUGUGGUUGGUGAUUGAAUGCAUAGGUUCCAAUCAAGACCAGACUUUUGAAUCUUAAUGUGCUGGCUAGUUUUAUGCCAUCUUGACAUUAACUAAAGUCAUCUGAGAAGAGGGAAUCUCAAUUAAGAAAAUAUUUCCAUCCAGAUGCAACUGUAGCCAGGCCUAUAAGGUAUUUUCUUAAUUAGUGAUGGAUGUGGGAGAGCCCAGCCCAUGGUGGGUGGUCCUAGGUUCUUUAAGAAAGCAGACUGAGGAAGUCAGGGGGAGCCAGUAAGCCAGUAAGCAACACUUCUCCAUGUCCUUUGCAUCAGCUCCUGCCUCCAGAUCCUUCCUGUUUGAGUUCCUGUCCUAGCUUCCUUUGAUGAAGACAGUGAUCAGAAAGCCUAAGCCAAUUAAACUCUUUCCUUGCAACUUGCUCUUUGGUCAGGGUGUUUCCUCACAGUCACAGCAACUUUAACUAGGACACCUAACUUGAAAGUGUAACAGUGUGUGUGGCACAAAUUACUGUGCUCCUCUGACUGCCGUCCCCCAUCUACUGACAUGGUGCCCACCACAGAGGAGCAUGAGGACGAGUGUCUGGGAAAGCCCUCAGCACAGGCUGCACACCGGGAGGGCUUAGAUAGUGAUUGUGAUACUGGCUUUACAGCAGACGAAAUGCUGGUGCGAGGAGGUUACCUGCCCAUCACUCCUGCUUUUUAUAAAAGGAAAGAAACUGAGGCUGGGCGUCUUGUCUGCUGUUGCAGAACCAGUGAGCAGAGCUGUUGAGCCACAGCCCAGGUCCCCUGACAUUUCACCAGACACUCCCGAAAACUGAAAUAAAUGAUCUCAACUCAUUUGAACUAACCCCUUAAAGAUAGAAUCCAAACCCAACACCCUUUCUGCUAAAUCUUGCUUUUCCUAAAACAGCCUUCCCGUGAAAGGUGGGCGGGACCGUGAGUACAAGCCAGGCACCUGAGUGAUAGAGUGGAAAACAUUCUGAGGAGCCAUGACUCCCCAGGGUGCUCCCGGAAUGCAGGAUUUUGGUUCAUGGAUUUUCUCAGAGUAUCAGCCUCUUCUUUGUGCUCUUCUCUGAAAGUCACUAGGAGAAGCUUUGCAGCCACUCUCUUCCUGCUGCCAGAAGAAGCAGAGCGGUCCAGACGUGCAAUUAAGCUCGCCUUACAUGUCAAAGGACCUUGGCGAGGUGUUCAGCUACCAGGUGUGAGGUGCAGGGUUCUCCUAACAUCUGUACAUCUGUCUGGGUCUUUUGUUGUACCGCUGCACCAUGGCAACAGACUGAUCAGUAGGUCGGAGGGGCAGAGCAGGAGCGCGGUUAUCUGCACAUCACAGGUGGGGAGACACUGGUGCAGAGGUCAUGGGGAUCUAUUUGGGGUUGUGUAUCUGAGUUGGAGCUUCAUGGUAUUUGCUGAUCCUGGUUUUGCCUGCAUGGCCUUUGAACAAGUUACUCUUGGGUCCCAAGGUUUCUUCACUGUAAAAGUCAGAUGAAUUUAGGGACUGGGAUACAGCUCUGUGGUACAGUGUACGCUAAUACACACAGGCUCUGGGUUCAGUCCCCAGGAGCACCAAGGAAAGGAAGGCAGGGAGAUCACUGAAAAGACAUUUUAGGGAUUCUUUUUUUUUUUUUAAGAUUUAUUUAUUUAUUUUAUGUAUGUGAGUACACUGUAGCUGUAGCUCACAGAUGGUUGUGAGCUUUCAUGUGGUUGUUGGGAAUUGAAUUUUAGGACCUCUGCUCGCUCUGGUCAGCCCCGCUCACUCAGUCCCUGCUUGCUCAGGCCCAAAGAUUUAUUUAUUAUUAUACCUAAGUAUACUGUAGCUGACUUCAGACACACCAGGAGAGUGCAUCAUAUCUCAUUAUGAGUGGUUGUGAGCCACCAUGUGGUUGCUGGGAUUUGAACUCGGGACCUUUAGAAGAGCAGUCAGUGCUCUUACCCACUGAACCAUCUCGCCAGCCCCAUUUUAGGGAUUCUAACAGAGAAACUAGUAUUGUGCCUGGUCUGAAAGGCCCUUAACACAUGGAAGCUCUUGUUAUUGCCUCUUUGUCUCCCACUUUUCCCAGCUCCCAGGAUACCUGCCUCUGAGGUUAUAGUGAACACUAUAACCUCAGCCCAUCAAACUCUACAAGUCUCCUUGAAGUUGGUCUGCCCUAUAAACUUUAGAGGAUGGCACCAUUACUUUGCCUCUUUCUAAUAACAGGAGUCAGAACUUUUAUUCUGCAGGUAAAACUUUGUUUCCUCUCCAGAGAUGCUGCAAAGCCAUGGGUUGAUGUCUGCGUAUGAAUUUGUUGACAGCGAACACCCAUGGUCUGGAAAUGCUUUUGAGAUUCUGUAGGACAGUCUUCUUAAGACAUGCCCAGGAUUUGAACAUGAGACCAGGAGGUAUUUAAAAUAAGGUUGGACACAUUUGGGUGGAGUGAAUAUAGACCUUCAUGUGUGCAUGUAAGCAGGCCAGAGGCGUUCACUGGUAUUUCUCUUACUGCAGGAAAAAGAGGACUCAGCUGGAGGCUAGGAGGCCAAGAGGCUGCUCUCAUCUCAGCCAAGCUCAGCAAUGUCACUUGAUAGUCAUCUGUCCUCUCUGUGCUUUGCCACCUCAUUCGUAGAGACAGUGGGCCACCCUUGGAAAACCUCCUGCCAGCAUUGCCAAAAGCUUUGUUAACUCAGAUCCUCAGAUUCCCUCCUAAGGAAGGCUCUUGAAUUUUGAAAAUGCUGGGCUAGGGUCCAGCAUGUCAGAGUUCCAGGGUUCCAUCUCCAAUACCAUUAUGGUUUUAUUUUGUAUUUUGGGUGGUGGUGGUGGUAGUGGGGUGUGUGUGUGUGUGUGUGUGUGUUUGUUGUUGUUAUUUUUGUUUGAGACAAAUUCUCACUAUGUAGACCUGGCUGGCUUAGAACUCAUUAUGUAGGCAAGGCUGACCUUGAACUCUGGCAAUCCUCCGACCUCUGUCUCCUGGGUCCUUCGAUUAGAGGCAUGUGCCACCACAUUUGGCUUCAUCUCAAUGUUUUCACGCUGUAGUAAAAUUGAGAGCUACAUAAACAUCCAGCAUCCAUGUUGGAUGAACGAGGGCUAUCAACUUGACCCAUUUGCAGUAUUUACACGUCUGGGGACCAGCAUCAGAUCUAUAGAUGUGGACUCCAGACCCCGCCCACCUCCUGUGUCUGCCCAAGUCUUCCCACAGUCAGCCUGGGUCAGCCCGGGUCUGUAGAUCUCCCUUCCUUCAGAAAUGCCAUCACUAACUCCCAUUCCUGUUCCCCUUGGCUAAUUUGUGUGCUUUGGUGUAUACGUCUUAUCUUCAUGUCUCUCGUUUGCCUUUGUGUUAUAGACCGGAUGCUUGUGAGUAUGUAAGAACCAUGGACCCCGAUCUUGGUAAAAAAAAUUCUGGUAUCAUCUAAGAACUCAAUGUUGAUUGCAUUUUCAUUUCUUACUUUUUGAUUUUCCAUGUUUACUGCCCAUUUCAUAAUGGCCAUGCAGUAUACUGGUGAUGGAAUAGAUAUAGCAAUAACUCAUUUAACUGCUUAUGUGCCCUUAAAAGGUAAUUACCCCAAAAGUUCUCAAAUCUAACAGUGCAGCAGAACCAUGUGUUAGCUUAUUAAAAUGCAGGCUCAAUGGCUAAGACCUGCCGGCUAUUACCUGGUCACCCUUAGGUACCUCUCGGGCCCUUUCAGCUUACUGUAAGUUGUGUGUGUGCGUGUAGUGUACACACAUAUGCAUACUUUGCUAGAGACUGAACACAGAAAUCCACACAUAUAAGGAAAGUCCUCUACCCUGAGCCCUAUCUAAGGCCCAUUUCUCAUGUCAGAACGGGUGGGUCCCUUGCUAGAUCACCUGUACAAAGCUCCAGCAGGGUGGUCUUGCUGAGCAGCAGGCCAGAUGGUGCACAGUUCUGCUGGCUCCAUCACCGAGCACAUCUUCUGUGCAGAGCCACUUUAUACAGCGAUUUUUCUCUGCAUAGAGACACUUAAAAGAUUACUUUUAUUAUCUCCAUUAUGUAUAUAUGUGUGUGUGUAUAUAUAUAUAUAAAGAGAUGCAAAGAAAAGUUAUGACUUUUCCCAAGGCACGCCCCCACCUCAGCUGCGUGCAGGCACACCCUGCCCUCCGUCCAGGCGUGAUAGACCAGCACAGUGGGCAGCGGUGCGCCAUCAAGUAGAGGCUCUAGCUCUCCAAACGGACUGUGGUGCCCACCCACCUGCUUCUGGGGUGCAGUGAAGCAGUGGAAUUCAAUUUGCUGCGGUGACCUAAGAAGGGCUAUUUUUAGUAAGAAAGUAGGUCAGGGGCUGCAGCGGUGCUGCCUGAGAGAUGAGCAGCCUCCCCUCUCAGCAGGACGCUCUCUCACUUCCCAGCAGCCAGAGUGGAGGUGAGGAAGGCAAGGCUGACUUCUUCACAUGACCGCCUCUGUUGUCGGCAGGGUGGGGCUCCUGGGACACAGCACACACACACCUAAGACACAGAAGGUUUGUGCAGAAGACUCCGGGUGCCACUAAGAUUCCCUUUCAGGAAGCGUUGGAAUGUGGAAUAGCAUACUGCACACCUGCGGCAUACCAGCCUCUGUUCUUGUGUGGUGGGAUUAUCACUCAGUCUCUGCACUUGCUUUGCAGGCAUUAGACCUGCAGAGAACCUGAGCGAUUGCUCCAGGCUACGCAGUUCUUGCAUAUAGAGCCAGAAUCGAGCCCAAUGUCAGACUCCAGUACCAUAACUACGUGGCCUGUCCAUCAUACCAUCCAGGCUGGGAGAGUGAUUUUUAGAAAUUACCACCCUGCCUCUGACUCAUUUUGUUCAAUACAGAGUAUAAAGCUAGCUGUCUUCUCAUGAACUUAUCAAAGUCAGGACUCACAGGAUACCGACUUCCUUUCUGAUCAUGGCAGCCCAUGGGAACCAAAACCAAACCAAAGCAUAUGAUUUCUAGACCUGAUGUGUUUGAAGUUUUCUGUCCAUGUCGGCCUUAAGUGACAGAUUGUGGGGUACUUGACAAUGAAUGGCCUGACCAGACUUAGAGACAGAGUACAGUAGUUUACCAUCAUGAUUCAGUGUGCACAGCACAGAGGACUCCAAGAGAAGCCCACUCCUUGACCAGAGGCCUCUGGCACCAUCAGCCUUGAGAAUUUGUUCCUGGCUAUAUUCUGGCACUUCUGAUAGAGACCACAUCCCCUGCAGGGGCCUUUGCAGCCUGAGACCUCUCCUUCCCUCCCCCCCUCCCCAGGCAAGGAGGGAAGACAUUUCUGGAUUCCAGUCUGGGUGACCUUGGAGGAUCCAUAUUCAUUCAUUCAUUCAUUCAUUCAUUCAUUCAACAAACAUAGUUGAAACUAUGCUAGGUAUACAAUUAUCAAGAUCAUUUCCAUUCCCUACACAGAAUUUAGGUCCUUCUUUGGACCUUGGGUUAUAGUUUACUUAUCAUCAAAUGAGGAAGAAGGAGGAGAUGGGCCGUUUCUUUUAGCUGUAAGGCUUCACAACCUAUAGUCCUGAGUUAUGAACAUCCAUCACUAAGUCACAUGACCACUCUUACUCAUUUGUAUCUAAUGCAACAGUAAACAAAAUGAAACCAGUUUCAGACUCAGGAUGGGAAACAGGACACAGGCUCAUCUAGUUGCUUCAUAUAUGAAGUCUUCAAGAAGGGUGAACCUUGUCUGCAAUUUAGUGAUGCCAGGAUGGGGAAGCCAGGCAUCCAAGGCCAAGGCUCAGUCCCCUGGUAGCUGCUUCCCCAUCUCCUCCUGCUGAGCUGCCCCUGGGAAAGCUUCCAGGAUGCUGCAGGAGUUCGCUCUCCAGAGUCUCCCUGCCUGUCCUCUGGCUGUGCUCCUGGACCCCCUUGCAACCCAGGAGAAGAAGGCGAGGUAGACUCUGAUCACUGAACCCCAGAAGGGAAAUAAGAUUGAAAUUGCUUGUACCAAGACUGCCACAAAAAUGGGCAUGGAGUUGAAGUAGGGCAUGGAGAAUUGAUAACCAAGCUCCUAAAACACAAGUAGAUAGGCAAGUAUAAGGUAACUGUGAAAGAAGGCUAGGUGUAGAUAGCUGACCAGACGCUGCCACGAGCUCACAGGGGGACCUACAGAAGGGCCAGCCUCCCCUGCUGUCCUCAGAACCUCCUAUGCUUUUAGACCUUGCCCACCACCCACUUGCAGCCAGUGUUUGGAAUCUGAAGCUGGAAGGGCAGAGGGUGUUUCUAAUGGCCAGCUGCAGGAGGCCCAUCUCUUAGGCAGUAACUCGAACUUUGCAUAAGGAAAUGCUGUGUUACCGCAAAGCUUUGGCAAAUGCUAGCUUUUCUCUUCUCUCCGUCACUGUCCAGGAACCAGCAAAUUGAAACACCCCCCUUGGUGAAUCAAUAAAUAGUUUUUUCUUUU
Molecule: messenger RNA, 23830 nt
Organism: Mus musculus (house mouse)
Lineage: Eukaryota; Metazoa; Chordata; Mammalia; Rodentia; Muridae
Gene: Sergef
Product: secretion regulating guanine nucleotide exchange factor
Exons: 10
Coding region: 59-1165 (368 amino acids)
Biological process (GO): negative regulation of protein secretion
Cellular component (GO): cytosol; nucleus; nucleoplasm
Source: RefSeq, a predicted model, not a curated record